Messenger RNA from Ictalurus punctatus (channel catfish), 803 nucleotides. RefSeq names its product N-lysine methyltransferase KMT5A. The record is from RefSeq and is a predicted model, not a curated record. Bases 93 to 779 code for a protein of 228 amino acids. The transcript has 5 exons. Gene Ontology annotation, molecular function: protein binding. Lineage: Eukaryota; Metazoa; Chordata; Actinopteri; Siluriformes; Ictaluridae.
UAACCUGCAGGAUUCAGGAGUGACGCUGCUCUCUGCUGGACUGGAGAAUCCACACUGUACACUGGAGAUACUGAGGCAGGGGAGUGUUUACCAUGACGCACUUCACUAAAGGAGAGUUCGUGCUAGAAUACAGAGGAGAGCUCAUCAACUCUCUGGAAAGUAACAGAAGACACCGAGUUUACCACAACAACCUGAAAGGAUUUAUGUUCGACUUCAUCUGGCACGAUAAAUUCUGGACUAUUGAUGCUGCAAGGGAUGAUGGCACUCUUGGAAGACUGGUUAAUGAUGAUCACAUUAAUCCCAACUGCAAAAUGAAGAGAAUCAUUGUGAAAGGAAAGCCCCAUUUGUGCCUUUUUGCUUUAAGAGACAUAACACCUUUAGAGGAGGCCACAUAUAAUUAUGGAAAUGCUGAUUGUCCCUGGAGGAGUAAAUGGACAAAGUAUGGAAUGGACACAGACACUAAUCGUCUGGAGUCGGGUGGUACCUCUGGAGAUGUUACCCAGUGCACCCAACAUUCACAACAGAAAUCUGCUUCCCACAUCCAUGUGACUGAAAGUGGAAUAGAGGUGGACAGUAAUUGUUUGGAGUCAGAUGUUGCCUCUGGAGAUGAUCAUCAUUGCACCCAACAUUCACAGCAUGAGUCUUCAUUCUGUAAUCAGGCAUGGAACUGCUUUUUUAAUGUAUUUUAUAACAUCGUAAACGUUAAGUCCCCACAAUGUACAUUGCACUAUACCAGUGUUUUCAAAGACACUGGGUCCCCACACUGUCUUUUAACAUGAAACUUUACACCAGGGCCCCACAAU